AUGUACACACUCAUUGAUAUCCCCAAGCAUGCAGCCUCGACUGCGCCAACAAAGCAGCUGCUGUUCUAUACACAAGAACACACAAUCCAGAGCAUCACCUAUUUAGAGCUCUACACACGAGUGCAAAGAAAUGCCAAGGUGUUAAUGGAACUGGGCAGCAUAACUAACCGAAUAAUUUUGUUGCACUUGGAUUCGCAAUUCAACUAUGUUGUCUGGUUCUGGUCUGUCAUCGCUGCUGGUAUGAUACCUGCAGUAUCGACGCCACUGCCUGCAAAUACGAAAGUCCGCGACCGCCACUUGAAGCAUAUAAAACAUUUACUCGGUCGUCCUCUUGUCAUCACUACGAGAGCAUUGGUAUCCGAGCUGAGUCCCUUGGAUGACUUGAGUAUUGUUGCAAUCGAGGAUCUCGCUCGGUCCACCCCCACUUCUAAUGAGCUUGAUUGUGAUCAUUAUCGAGGGAGCGGUACGCCCCUUAAAGUUGACACAGUCGCCUUUAUGAUGUUGACUUCGGGUUCCACUGGCGGAGCGAAAGCUGUCGAGAUAUCUCAUGCGCAGGUCCUUGCUGCCCUGGAUGGAAAGUCACAGACAUUACAGACGUCCGGAGAAGAUGUGUUCCUGAACUGGAUAGGCUUCGACCACGUCGCUUGUGUGACUGAAAUCCAUCUUCACGCCAUGAGAGUCUGCGCCAAGCAAAUACACCUUCCUCCCUCAAUGGCCAUACAUGAUCCGAUCCUCUGGCUGAAGCAGCUGUCUGAUAACUCGGUUAGUAUAACAUUUGCACCGAAUUUCUUCCUUGCAGAGGUAACAAAAGCUAUGGAAUUCGAUCAUGAGAACCGUCGUAUCGACCUCGUCAAUCUGCGACACGUUGUAUCCGGAGGUGAGGCCAACAAAGUCUCAACAGGCAUCGCAUUCAACAAGCUCGCCAAGAGGCUAGGUUGCACGCACAAUGUUCUACGACCAGCAUUUGGCAUGACUGAGUCUUGUGCAGGCUCUAUCUACAAUUUGGAAUUUCCUCCGCUUGGGGACGUAGCCGGAGAGGACUUCUGCUCCGUCGGUACCAGCAUUCACACUAUGGAUGCCCGGAUUGUGGACUCUGCCGGCCACGAGUGCGAGAUCGGACAGAACGGCGAAUUACAACUGAAGGGCCCAUCUGUCUUCAAUGCCUAUCAUAACGAUAUGACUAGCACUGAGAGCUCGUUUGCAAGUGAUGGCUGGUUCAAGACGGGGGAUGUGGGUCAUUGGGUUUCUUCCAAUCGCAGCAUCAUGCUAGUUGGCCGAAACAAAGACACAAUUAUCAUCAACGGAAUCAACUACUACUCCCACGAAAUUGAAGCUGCUAUCGAGGAUCUUGCAAUUAAGUACCUUGUUCCUUCUUUCACCGCAGUCUUUCCGAUUUGGGCCGGAGACAGCGACACUGAAGAAGUUGUCGUCACGUUUGCAUUGUCGGAAGGAGUCGUCAGUGACGAGGCGUUAGCAGUCGUCAUUGACAAGAUCCGAAAUGCAGUCUUUCUACACUGCUCAAGGCAACCGAGUAUAGUUAUCCCUCUUCCGUUGGGUUCGCUCAACAAGUCAUCUCUCGGGAAGUUGUCCCGGUUUCAGCUGAAGCAAGCUUUCGAAAAGGGACGAUUCCAAGAAGAAGUUGAAUCUACUUCUGCACGUAUCUCUUCCCAUCGUAGAGCGGUACGUAAGGCCCCUGAGACAGAGACGGAAAAAUUCAUGGCUCGUUUCUUUGCCGAGGAGUUCAGUCUUGAUACCGAGGAGGUUAGUUUGGAAGACAGCAUGGUUGGUAUGGGCAUGGACAGCAUCCGCCUAAUGAGAUUCAAAGAUCGCCUACAGAAGCAGCUUGACCAGGAAAAAGAGAUACCCAUCGGACUUCUCUUGUCAAAUCCGAGUGUUGGCAGUCUUGCUAAGGCGAUUGAAGAAUGGAACGAUAUUGAUGUCGUUGCUUACAACCCGGUCAUUGUACUGCAGUCCGGAAAGUCGGGCGCGGUACCGGUCUGGUUUAUACACCCUGGCUUGGGGGAGGUACUAGUGUUUCUUAAUAUCAGUAGAUACUUCACCGACAGACAGGCAUAUGCUCUUCGAGCACCUGGGUUCAACCGUGGGGAGGAGAUGUUCAGUUCCAUCGAUGACAUGACUGACGUGUAUAUGGAUACGAUCAGACGCCACCAACCACACGGGCCAUAUGUCUUGAUCGGAUACUCAUUUGGAUCCAUGAUUGCUUUUGAGAUUACCAAGAAACUCGAGGCAGCAGGUCACGAAGUCUUCAUGGGAUCUCUAAACGGCCCACCACAUAUCAAAUGGCGUAUGAUCCAGAUUGACUGGUGUGAACUGUUUUUGAACUUGUCCUACUUCCUUGGGUUUCUCACGGAAGAGGCGGCCGUCAAGAAGUCUGCCGAGUUCCACCAGGCCGGCUAUACGAGGCAUGAAAUCGUCGAUGAAAUCCUGGCCAUUGUACCUGCUGCGAAGCUCAAAGAGUUGGACCUAAGCGCAGAAAAGCUGGCUCAUUGGGCAGAUGUGUCAUCGAAACUACAAGGUCUUGCUCACAGUUACGAUCCUACAGGCAAGGUACAGCACAUCGAUGUCUUUUACGCCGACCCUCUACUAGCAGUGAGCAACGACAAGGAAUUGUGGCUACAACAGCAUCUGCAUCCCUGGAAUGAAUUUUGCCAGGGACCUGUCCGGUUUCACGACAGUCCCGGGGCUCACUACACUAUGUUGAACCCCGAUCAUGUCUUCGUGAUGCAAAAGGUCUUGCGAUCGGCUCUGAAAGCUAGAGGUGUGUGA
Truncatella angustata is the source of this 2787-nucleotide messenger RNA. RefSeq lists its product as uncharacterized. The coding region runs from base 1 to 2787 and encodes 928 amino acids. The transcript has 3 exons. NCBI's taxonomy places the organism in Eukaryota, Fungi, Ascomycota, Sordariomycetes, Amphisphaeriales, Sporocadaceae. The record is from RefSeq and is a predicted model, not a curated record. Gene Ontology annotation, biological process: biosynthetic process.